This is a messenger RNA of Uranotaenia lowii, 2457 nucleotides long. Its product is annotated as dynein axonemal heavy chain 10-like. The transcript is spliced from 14 exons. NCBI's taxonomy places the organism in Eukaryota, Metazoa, Arthropoda, Insecta, Diptera, Culicidae. Bases 97 to 2457 code for a protein of 786 amino acids. The record is from RefSeq and is a predicted model, not a curated record.
AAAUGCCGAUCGAAUCCUCCACUUCAACGGAAUCAACCUCGAUUUGUUGGUGCUGUUUUUUGGGAGCGCUCUCUGAACACUUUUAUCCGAAAGUCUAUGGUGGUUUUUCGAGAGGUUGUUCGAAGUGAUAAAGAAAUGAGUCCAUUCACGGCCCAAAGAGAGCGGUACCAUGCAGUAACCAAAAUUGGAGGCGGAGGUGACGCAAGUCAGCACGAAGAAGUAAUGGAAAAACGGACCGCAUUAAGUCACUAUCUGCAGCUGGUUACCAAUCUCAAAGAUUACGAAAAAGACAAUUUCCAGGAAUAUUCAGCCUUUGCAACCCGAACCGUCAAUUCCGUUCUCAGAAGAAACAUUUUAAAGUUGGAAUUUUGUGAACCCAUUUUUGAGCUGGAACAGAAUAAGCGCAGCGCACGAAUGAAAAAACAACAGAUGGAUAAAAAACCAAGGCGUCCCUCGGCUUUGAUGGCUGGAGCUGAUAGCAACAAGUACGUUAACAUUGCAACGGCCGUCCGAUGGAUCGUCCAGCGCCCGGAUUCGGUAAAUCCCGAACUAAGUUUGGCCCAAAAACUUGUUCAAGCGUCGAAAAACACCUCGCUCAGUGGAUCCGCUUCCGGAAUUCAAACUCCUGCCGCUGAAUUCAAAAUUAAACAGGCACACUUGAUGGUGUCAGCAGUAACCCAGAAGUCGCUUCCAACUUGGCGAGAGGUGAUCGGAGACUCGGUCCUCAUCGAGUUUAAGCUGAAGUUUGGUGUAAAUUUUUCCUACGACGUUUUCGAUGUCAUCAGCGAAGGUCAGCAGUUUGAAUAUUUGGGAUUCACCCUGGGAGCAGCAGUUAGAACGGCCAUUAUGCGAAAGGACCAACUAUUUAGGGAUGUGGAGCACGUUACGAAAAUGGUGACCGGCUAUAACGAUAUCGUACUCAGACUGACAGCACCAGAGAUUCACUUUCUCCGCAUUCACCUGUACGAGGUGGAAACAAUUAUUCAAGCUGGAUUAGGGCGCUUCACCUGGCAGUCAUUCAACAUAGCGGAGUUCUGCAACCGAUGUCAGCAGCACAUGAAAGGUCUCUCCUCGAUGGUGGCUCAGAUUGGGCACAUUACCAACGAUAUCAAGUGUUGCAUCGAUAAGCUAGAAUCGUUCGCUAUGUUCGAGAUUGAUGAAGAUGAUGCCCACCGAAAGGCCAAGGAACGUUCGGCCGCAUCGGAAGUCGUUCUGAAAGCGCCUACCUUGGCGAAGCGAUCAUCGAUGGGAGGUGACGAUGGAGCUGCAGGAGGCAGCGGGGGAGAAUCUAAUGACAUCGACGAAGCGGAAGAAGGUGGUGCGGGUGCGAAACAGAAGAAACUGAGACGAGUCACUAUCCGCGAGGAGGAUGCAGUGAAGCCCUGUCGGGAGUACUUUGCCGCCUUGGAAGUGGAUAGGAACAGCAAGACUGGCAAAUUGAGGAAACUUUAUGAUUCGAUAGGACCCAUACUGAUUAAAUUAGAAAGUUUGGUCCUCGGUACGUUUACAGGCGAGUGCGAACAGAUGAAGUACUACUACAAUUACUGGGAGAAGCAAGUAUUUUCCUGUUUCACCAGAUUUGCUACCAGGAACCUGGAAAAGUUUAUGUUUGAUCUGCAGCAGGAAACCCCCCUUUUCGAGGUGGAUGCAGUGCUGGCUGUGCCUGAUAUCCUAAUGAAACCGUCCGCAUCCGAAGUCUACAGCACCGUGAUUAACUCGGUUACGGAUUUUCUGCAGCGGUUGAAAUGCUUUCGCCGUUGGAUGAAAGAAACGUGCCUUCCCUGUCCGGACAGCGUCAGCAAGACCGACGGAACCAGAACCGAACCUUACACCUUCACCUUCUUCGAGGAUGUCGUUCAGAUUCCGAGAGUGGGGGAGCUGGUUAUAAACUUGCAGCAAACUAUCCAAAAUUUAGUGGCCGAUGUUCUGGUGUAUUUAAAACGCUGGCGGAAGUACAAAAACCUGUGGACGUUCGAGAAGCUGAGUGUAUGUGAAAAGUUUCUAUCGCAGAAUCUUACCCUGGUACGGUUAGACGAAAAGUUCAUCUUUUAUACCCAAAUCGUGAAUGACUUGGAACGUCAUUCGGCACAUCACGACAUCAAAUCGGUGCGAAUCAAUUUGCAACCGCUGAUUAGAGCUAUCAUCGACCAUGCCGUUGAAUGGAGAAAUACUUUGGGACACAUCUUAGCAAAUAGGACUCGACAGCGAAUGGUGGAACUGAAUGAUCACAUGCAGCAUCUUCGAACGGAGCUGGAUCGUAAUGUAAAAGAGCUGUCCAAUUUUAAAAGCGUUAUGCACACAAUCAACGUUAUACAAACUACCACUCUAACUGUAGAAUUGAAAAUACACGAGAUGCAAGAAAUUUACAGCAUCCUCCAGGAGCAUCGAAUAAAGUAUGAAGGUUGGCUUAAUGAUAUCACCUACAAACCUGAUUUUGCUUUUAGUAUCCUAUUAUAA